Molecule: messenger RNA, 1282 nt
Organism: Penaeus vannamei (Pacific white shrimp)
Lineage: Eukaryota; Metazoa; Arthropoda; Malacostraca; Decapoda; Penaeidae
Source: RefSeq, a predicted model, not a curated record
AGCAGUGCCAUCCAGAGUGUGUGGGAGGUUGUCGCCUUCCCGGCAACGCGACUGCCUGCGUCGCCUGCAAGCACUACCAGCAUGGAUCCGCUUGCGUCCGAACCUGCCCUGCUCAGUCGCCCCGGAACGUGCAUGAUCUACGCUACAAAUGUGUAACGGCCAGCACCUGUGAAGCGAUGUCUGGAAUCGUCGAAUGAUGGAGUUGCCAGAAUCAGACAUUUCAGCGCCUGUCUGUAUACACUGCGACGGUAACUGCAGCAGGACGUGUAAGGGGGAAACAAUAACUAGCAGAAACACAGGCAGGAAUCUUCGCGGCUGCAGGAAGGUCAAUGGAAGCCUCAACAUUUCUGUUGCAGGAGGCUUGAACAUCACGCAGCAACUUGAGGAGAAUCUUGGAGAGAUUGAAGAAGUAUCUGGUUACAUUCGGGUGUACGGUUCAGAUACCCUCUUUUCUCUCAAUUUCCUCAAGAAUCUUAGACAUAUUCGUGGAGAAGAGAAAAUGCAUGGCCUGUACGCCCUGUACGUGCUGGAGAACGCCAAUCUGCAGGAGCUUUGGGACUGGCGGCAACGGUCGGACGUUUUACACAUCCACAGUGGAUCUCUGUUCUUCCAUUACAACCCCAGCCUUUGUCCGCUUCUGAUUCAAAAGCUGGUCGUCAUGACCUCGGUUAAAAACCAAAAAUAUGCAAAUAUCUCCAACGAAUCCAAUGGAAACAGCCUCCCAUGUUUUGAAUCUGAGUUGCCUGUCCAGGCUCAGGCCGGGGAAGACGUGGGUACGAUCAUUGUCAGAUGGCAACAUGAAUACCAUGGCAUCGACGACCGCUUUGUCAUUGGUUAUUACGUGUUCUACAGAGAGACAAAUGAGAACGUUACGCUCUUCGGAGGACGUGAUGCAUGUAACGACAAUGAGAUUUGGAGAAGAGACUUCUGGGAAUAUAACAGGAAGCAAAACAGGUCGGUAUUGAUAGAAGGACUGCGCCCGUACACGAGGUAUGCACUGUACGUUUCUGCGUCCUAUACGGAUGCAGAAAAAAACGGCAAGCGGUCAAGGAUUAUUUAUAUCACCACUGCCCCUACAAACAAUCAUUUAAUCAAUGGGGCUGACGCUGACGGGGCGCAUAGCUGCAUCCACCCUUUCGCUUCCAGCCACUGGCGUUCCUCAUGGCGAGCUGCCAGGCAGGUUCCUCGGCCCAUUUCUAACUCCUCACAGAAGUUCCCAUAUAGCCUGAAGGCAGUCACAGAUUAUGCAAGUAACAUGUCUCAUGCCAGUCUCAUGGUGUAA